This is a messenger RNA of Drosophila bipectinata, 579 nucleotides long. It is a transcript of the gene Obp28a, whose product is annotated as Odorant-binding protein 28a. NCBI's taxonomy places the organism in Eukaryota, Metazoa, Arthropoda, Insecta, Diptera, Drosophilidae. Gene Ontology annotation, molecular function: odorant binding. The record is from RefSeq and is a predicted model, not a curated record.
GGUCCAACUUCAGUUUUUAAACAUGCAGCGUUCGUGGAUGUUAUUUGUGUCAAUGGUCCUACUCUGCGCUUCAUCUGUGCGCGGCUUCGACGAAAAGGAUGCUAUGGCCAAGAUGAUGGAAACAUCAGAGGCUUGUGUGGGCAAGGUUGGCGCAAAUGAUGUUGAUCUUCAGGAGCUGAUAAAAAAGCAGCCAGCUUCAACUUACGAAGGAAAAUGCCUUCGAGCUUGCGUAAUGAAGAGCUUUGGUUUGCUCAGCGAAAGCGGAAAGUUAGACACGGGGGCCGCACAUGAAAAAGCUAAGCAGUAUACUGGGAACGAUCCAGCAAAAUUAAAACUGUCUCUUGAGAUAGGAGACACUUGUGCUGCUAUAAGUGUGCCAGAAGACCACUGCGAAGCCGCUGAAGCCUACGGAACUUGUUUUAAAGGAGAAGCUAUUAAGCAUGGCCUUAUGUAGAUCCAACUUUUAACAUUGACUGGACCACAAAAUUGAAAGCCCAUCCCUGAAAACUUGUAAAAUCCGAACAUUAUUGUACCCGCUUCUAGAUAAGAAUCAAUAAAAGCAUUUUACUUACUUUUAAA